CAAGAUGGCGGACGAAGACGAGGAAUAUCUGCAAUUCAUGGCAGUUCAUAAAAGUCAGUUAGAAUUUGCAGGUAUACCUCUUCACUUCUGGAAAUCAAUUCAUAAAAAGCUGAAGAACGAGACUUAUGAUGCUGGAUUAUUUUUUACAAUGGCUAAAGAUGGAGAUGGAAUUUUGAAAGUUUUUGUUACUAGUGAAGGUGGAAUGAAGGUGUCAGAUCCUAACUGUGUUUUUUUAAUUGAUCAUGCCUGGACAUACCAAGUGAAUUUUGCAAGAGCUCAGCUCAAGACAGUCCCUGGUCUUGCAGACAGAAUGGGUUCUUUAAUGGGAGUAACAAAAGAUGAAGAAUCAUCUCAAUCAAGUCAGGAACAACUUAUUGAAGCAAUCUUGGAAAAGAUGUGGAGUUUUAACCAGAAUUACCGCUUAAAGAUGACUUAUUCAGAAAGCCACAUGUAUCAAAAGGAUGCUCAUAAUGAUGAUGAACAUACUCCUUUGUGGUUUGUCAUGGAUGAGUUUGGUUCAUGUAUAAAACAUUCAGAUGACCCUUCUUUUGCAAUUGGUAUUCUUCAUUAUGUACCUAUUGGCAUGGCCUUCUCAUUAUUAUGGCCUUUGAGAGAUAUGGAUUAUGGAGAUGAAGUUACACGUGAUUAUGUAGCACCCAUCACAGAACCACUUCUACGGGAUUGCUCUCUGUUGUCUUGGUUCCCUGAUAAGCUGGAAGAUGAAAACUGGAUUAAACAGUUGACUUCUGAAAGAGCAACAGAACUUGUUGGGGAGGAACUCAGUGCAAUGCAGAAGAAGGACUGGCAGGGUGAGGUUUAUCCUAACCUUGAAAUUACAGAACUUACUACUACAACACCUGACAAUGAAAAAAUAUAUCGUGUUUUCACUGAUGUUGAACAAGUGACAGAUUUUCUUACACAUCCAAGAUUUGUUCUGGUAGACAGUAAAGAAGAAGCAGAUAUUCUAUGGAUAAGGGAGCAUUUUAAAGAUUUUAGAUCUCUUCAAGAUUAUGGUAAAUUUAUAAACCAAUUUCCUAAUGAGAACAGCCUGGUAUGCAAAGAUCUCUUAGCAGCAGUGUGUCAAAAUGCAACCCCCUAUGGAGAUGGCAAAGAAGAUGACUUGCUUGUGAGAGGACCUGAAUGGCUACCUGUUACAUUCAAUUUAAAUUUGGAACUUCCUCUCUUUCUUGAUCACUACAUCAAGAGAAAGAAGAGAGGGCUUGAUAAUCACUGGAUUUGUAAACCGUGGAAUCUAGCAAGAGCCCUCGAUAGCCAUGUAACGGGAAAUUUAAACUACAUACUAAGACUGAGAGAGACAGGGCCAAAGGUUGUCUGUAAAUACAUAGAAAAUCCGGUUCUGUUUCAUCGCGAAGAUGUUGGUCAAGUCAAGUUUGAUAUACGUUACUUAGUUCUCAUCGCCUCAGCAAAGCCCCUUGUGCUCUAUGCAGAUAAACUUUUCUGGUUACGAUUCGCCAACCAGCCAUUUUCUUUGGAUUGUUUUGAUGUUUACGCUAAACAUUUCACAGUUAUGAAUUAUCAGGACAGUGAAAAUUUAAAGCAGGUGCAUCACCACGAGUUCAUUCCUAUGUUUGAAAAGCAAUACCCCGAUCACAGAUGGGCCGAUGUCGAGUCAAAAAUUUUCAAAAUGUUUCGUGAGAUGUUCGAGGCGGCCAUCUGCGACUCGCCACCCAAGAAGUUGAUACACUGUUCACAGUCUCGUGCAUUUUAUGCUGUUGAUUUGAUGCUCAAAUGGGCGGACAAUGGCUCAAACGAAAUAGUGCCUCAAGUUUUGGAGGUAAAUUACUGCCCAGACUGUGAGCGAGCGUGCCGCUAUCAUCCAAAUUUCUUCAAUUUUAUUUUUAGUUUGCUGUUUCUCGGAGAUUCAGAUGGAUGGCCUGUUGAAAAGUUAUCAGGCUGAAAACCUUUCAUACACCACCAUGAGCGUUUUAUUACAUUGUGUUCGAAGUCCUGUGAAACCAUUCUCUUUUAAUUCGAAAGUUUUGUUGGUGUGAAGACAGUCAUAAUAUAAUUAAUACUAAAAUGUGUUCUACUACAUUUAAAUGCAGAAACCAAUCUAUUUAUUGUAAAUAAUGAUAAAACCCAAUACAAUAAACUUGUAAAUGCACCGG
Messenger RNA from Pocillopora verrucosa, 2129 nucleotides. RefSeq names its product tubulin--tyrosine ligase-like protein 12. Lineage: Eukaryota; Metazoa; Cnidaria; Anthozoa; Scleractinia; Pocilloporidae. The record is from RefSeq and is a predicted model, not a curated record. Gene Ontology annotation, cellular component: cytoplasm. Gene Ontology annotation, biological process: protein modification process.